GACGAGCGCUGCCUGCGAUGACCUCAUCCCUGGUGUGGGAUGACGUCAAAUUCAAGAUGGAUGGAAUCACAGCGGCAGCGGCGGCUGCGGCGCGCGCGAGCCGAGUGUGAGCGGAAGGGGGCCUGGCGUCUGCCUCGGGGUUGAAGAGCGAGAAGCCCGAGCGAUGGAGGGGUUGCUGCACUACAUUAACCCAGCGCAUGCCAUCUCUCUGCUCAGCGCUCUCAACGAAGAGCGCCUCAAGGGGCAGCUGUGUGAUGUGCUCCUGAUUGUCGGAGACCAGAAGUUCCGAGCUCAUAAGAAUGUCUUGGCUGCCAGCAGUGAGUACUUUCAGAGUUUAUUCACAAAUAAGGAAAAUGAGUCGCAGACUGUCUUUCAGCUGGACUUCUGCGAACCAGACGCCUUUGACAAUGUGCUGAACUACAUCUAUUCCUCGUCCCUGUUUGUGGAAAAGAGCAGCCUUGCCGCUGUGCAGGAGCUGGGCUACAGCCUGGGGAUCUCCUUCCUGACCAACAUUGUCUCCAAAGCCCCACAGGCCCCCUUCCCAGCCUGUCCCACUAGAAAAAGAGUGUCCAUAGAGGAUGAAGAGACCAGUUCUCAAAAGAGAAGUGUCAUCGUGUGUCAGAGUAGAAGUGAAACACAAGGGAAAGCUGCUGGUCAGAAUCCACCUGAUCUGAGCCAUGCUUCCCGGCCCUCACCAAGUAUUGCAGCCAAGACCAGUACCAAUAAACCGGCUCCUAAGCCAACAGAACCACUUCACAAUCUGUCAUUAACUGAAAAGAGCUGGCCAAAAGAGAGUAAUGCGGGGUUUGCAAAGUCUCUUGAGCAUUCUGGGUCUUUGGAUGACCCCAGUAAAAGCACCUUGGUGAAGAGGAAUGCAGUGCUGCCCUCGAAGCCUCUGCAGGACAGAGACACCGUGGACGAUAAGCCAGGGGUGAGUGGUCAGCUUCCCAAGGGAAGAGCUAUAGAGCUGGCCUUGACAAGACCACGGCCGCCUGUUUUGUCUCUCCGCAGCUCAUCAGAGUCUCCCUAUCUCUUAAAAGAAAGUAACAAAGGAAGUGGUCAAGGUGAAGAUAGGAACUUGUUGUACUACUCCAAGUUAGGCUUAGUAGUCCCGUCCAGUGGGUCUGGUUCUGGAAACCAAAGCAUUGACAGAAGUGGCCCACUUGUUAAGAGCCUCCUCAGACGGUCAUUGUCAAUGGAUAGCCAGGUUCCUGUCUACUCACCCUCCAUAGAUUUGAAAUCUUCCCAGGGAUCAUCUGCAGUGUCCAGUGAUGCACCAGGAAAUGUGUUUUGUGCUUUAUCGCAAAAAUCAUCUUUAAAAGAUUGUAGUGAAAAAACAACCCUGGAUGACAGGCCUCAAGUGCUACAACCACAUCGCCUCAGGUCCUUCAGUGCUUCUCAGUCCACAGACAGGGAGGGGGCUUCCCCGGUGACUGAGGUGCGCAUUAAGACUGAGCCCAGCAGCCCACUGUCAGACCCUUCAGACAUCAUCCGCGUUACAGUGGGAGAUGCAGCAGCAGCAGCCACGAGAGACCUGCCUCUGAAAACAGAAGAUGACCACAAGGACAUGAGCAGGCUUCCAGCAAAGAGGAGGUUCCAGGCAGACAGAAGGUCACCCUUCAAGAAGGCAAAGGCAGAUGAGCAGGGGCCUCUUACAUCAGAAGAUAACUGUGAGGACAGCACAAACCCUCCCCUGGACAGAGAUUUCCCAGAUUCUGACUUGAACAAAGACGAAUUUGGUGAGUUGGAGGGGACAAGACCAAACAAAAAAUUUAAAUGCAAACAUUGCCUUAAGAUCUUUAGAUCAACAGCAGGUCUUCACCGCCAUGUUAACAUGUACCAUAACCCAGAGAAGCCCUACGCUUGUGACAUCUGUCACAAGAGGUUUCACACCAACUUCAAAGUGUGGACACACUGUCAGACCCAACACGGCAUAGUGAAGAACCCAUCACCAGCCUCUAGUUCCCACGCAGUUUUGGAUGAGAAAUUCCAAAGAAAGCUGAUUGACAUAGURAGAGAGAGGGAGAUUAAGAAGGCCCUGAUCAUUAAGCUGAGGCGCAGCAAGCCUGGCUUUCAGGGACAGAGUAGCUCCCCAGCACAGCAAGUCAUCAAGAGGAACUUGCGCUCUCGAGCCAAAGGAGCUUACAUUUGUACUUACUGUGGAAAGGCGUACCGUUUUCUCUCUCAGUUUAAGCAGCACAUAAAAAUGCACCCCGGAGAAAGACCCCUCGGAGUAAAUAAAGUUGCUAAGCCAAAAGAGCAUGCUCCUCUAGCAAGCGCAGUAGAGAGCAAAGAGGUUUACCCGUGCCGCCUCUGUAAUGCUAAGCUCUCUUCUCUUCUAGAGCAAGGCAACCACGAGCGCCUAUGCCGGAACGCCACCGUUUGCCCUUACUGCAGCCUCAGGUUCUUCUCGCCCGCGCUGAAGCAGGAGCAUGAGGACAGGUGUGAGUAUAAGAAGCUGACCUGCCUCGAGUGCAUGCGCACCUUCAAGUCCUCCUUCAGCAUCUGGCGGCACCAGGUGGAAGUGCACAACCAGAACAGCAUGGCCCCCACUGAGAAUGUCUCCCCGCCAGCUCUGGAGCACAAUGGUGAAGUAACAGCUGCUUCUAGGCCCCAGCCCCAGCCGGAGCCUAAUAAGGUAAAUCACAUCACUACACCAAAAGACGAUAAUGCAUUCAGUGACUCUUCAGAGCAAGUGAACUUUGACUCAGAGGAUUCCUCCUGUCUCCCUGAAGACCUUAGUCUUUCCAAACAACUGAAAAUCCAGGUCAAAGAGGAGCCUGUGGAGGAGGCUGAGGAGGAGGUGCCCGAGGCCAGCGCAGCCCCUAAGGAAGCAGGCCCCAGCAAGGAGGCCAGCGUGUGGCCCUGUGAGAAGUGUGGGAAGGUGUUCCCAGCCCACAAGCAGCUGGAGCGGCACCAGGAGCUGCUGUGCUCAGUGAAGCCCUUUAUCUGCCACGUGUGCCACAAAGCCUUUCGCACCAAUUUCCGGCUCUGGAGUCACUUCCAGUCCCACAUGUCUCAGGCCACAGAAGAGACGGCACAUAAAGAGGCAGAGGUAUGCCCCGUCCCCACAAACUCCCCSUCGCCACCGCCUCUGCCACCACCGCCACCCCUGCCGAAGAUCCAGCCUCUGGAACCUGACAGCCCCACUGGCCUGCCUGAAAACCCCACCCUGGCCACAGAGAAACUGUUUGCACCCCAGGAGUCGGACACUCUUUUCUACCAUGCCCCGCCCCUUUCAGCAAUCACAUUUAAAAGGCAGUUUAUGUGUAAGCUCUGCCACAGGACAUUCAAAACAGCCUUCAGUCUCUGGAGUCACGAACAGACACACAAUUGAGAGACCCACUUACCCGAUAUGAAAUGGGAGCCCCUCAAUUGUGAACUGUCCUAAGAAACAAAAUAUUUUUUAAAAAAAUAAUAAUAAAGGUUGGAAAUUGUUAUGCUUGAAUUUAAGUUUGGGAUAAAUUGACAUUAUUUAGAAAUGUCCUAACUCAACUUCAGAAAUAAACUCUAAAAUAUUGUGGUUCCAGACCUCACAGCAACAGUGGGGUUUGAUUUCGUUACUGUUGAAAUUGGAUUAAUCUUGAUGGAUUGCACAAUCCUCAUUCCAAGGUGUCAGUAUCAUCAUUUAAUUGAGGUUUUUGGUUUUUUACUGAUUUGUGAUUAGUGGAAUGCUGUCAGAGUAUUCCUUCUUCUGAUUAUUUUAGACACCUGAGUUCUAGUUAAAUCUUAGCCAUGUUCUUAAGGCCAAAAUGUAUCAGGAAGAAGUGGAGUUGUUGGCAGUAUURGUUUAGAUCUUAGACACCUUAGCAAUAAAAAAUGAUAAACCUCAACUUUAACAAGUUAUCCUGGCACUUGAUAAAAACAAAUAUCUGGUAUUUUGUGGUCAUGUAAGAACUUUCUUUUUCUAUGAAAAUUGUGAGAAAUUUAAAUCAGCAAUAGUCACACUUAGAUUUUUACAGAAUAAUGAAAACUUGCUCUCUGUCACUUAGUAUAUCAAAUAACGGUCAUGCUCCAAGGAAGACACAGAAAUGAAAAUGCAAUUUACAGGAGUCCACGCUUUCCAGGAGCUUCAGCUGCAACAGGCGUGUCAUAGAGACCUCUGUAUCACAGUCUAAAUCAGACCUGCGUUGAAAGGACUGUGCAUGUUUGGUUUCCUCCAAUUUAUGUUGUCACAGAUUGAAAGUCUGGGUAUAAUUGGAACAAAAUGCAAAGCUGACAUGGUACUCAUUCUGAAUUCAACAUUAGUGUGACAGGUAGGUGGGGACAAGURUGUAGACAGAUCCCACCACUAGGAACCAGUACAGCCACUCUACUAUGUUCUGAACCACCACUUCCUUCUAGAGACCUCAGCAGAGGAGGAAGCCCCACCUUGUACUUCCGACGUACUUCCCAGGAACAAUGUGUAUGAUACACACCUUUCUCCUGCCUCUCUGUCUCUUAUGAAGACUUCUGUUAGGAUGAGUUGGAGUUUAUAGUGGUUAAAAUAUCAGUAACAGAACCAUCUGCUCUAGGCCACUACUUAAUAAUCAAACAUAUGUGUCAAAGCACUUAUAAAGGGUCCAAAACUGAUUUUUUGCUACUUAUUUUGGUAAUAGGGUUUGGGCUUUUGUUGUUGUUGUUGUUGUUCUUUUCCUAUUUUGUGACAGUUGUAAUUAAAAGCCUUUUAGUAAGUGUUACCCAAAGUUCAUUCAGGUGUUUCAGAAGGGAAAAUUUUUAUUUCACUUUUAUGGGGAGGGUUACAUAUAUAAAAGAAAUAUUACUGAAACCACGAAAUCCUUUGUAGGUAGUGACACGGAUUAAGACUCCAAGUUUAUACCUUUUUUAACUAGGUAUUCUUUUAAAUUAGAAAAGUCAACUAUGAUGACUGAGAAAUAGUUUUCAAUUUGUGUUCUAAUAGAAGAGAACUCCACCUAUCAGUCUCAUCAUCAACAUUCCAUAUCAAUAGUGGGGGAGAUAUUCUUUUUAUUGAAACAGUCAUUUUUAUAAAAUACUAAUUGACUUUGUAUAUUAUAGAAAUUAUAUAUGAAAAUUUGCCUUUUAUCCUUACACUUGAAAAAGCUAUUAAAAAUCCCCAAAUAUUUUAGUAGUCAUUUCUAUUUUGUUUUCAAAUUUGAUGAAGAAAGGAAAAUAAAAUUAGGUUGCAGUUACUGAUUCUGGCCAUCUUUAUAUUUUCUUGAAGAAAUCUAUGCAUUUUACAGAUGAAACUAAAGCAUAUGACCUUUAAUGAAAGAGACAUCAUGGUGGAUUAUCRCAUAUGGAAUUCAUUCCCUGUUAAUGUGGUCAUUCUUACUCUGAGCACUAGCUGCCAAUUCAGAAGAAGACAGUUGCCUGUUGGCAUAUCUGUGAUAACUCCACGAUACAGAAUAAUCUUGGCAUUGCAGAUUCAGUGUCCCAGGACUUGAACCUUUAUGCUACAUUUUUGAAGAUUUUUUAAAUAAUACUGUUAAUCAGUAAAAAAGUAUUUUUGGUCUCAAUAUAGGCUCUGCAUAUCUGUUAGAUUUUAAAAAUUAACCAGUGUUUUGUCUUGGUCACAUUUUUUGUCUAGGCAAGAAGUAUAAGAUUUCAAAUAAAAAUUUGAACCAAAAACCAUUUAUAAUGCAGUUCUGGAUUUUCUAUUACUUUUUAUAAUGUACCUUAAAAGCAUUAGGCUGAAAGAGUUUAUUUUGGUGGUCAGAAACAACAACAAAAAAAAAUGCUUCCACUCAUGUAACUAUUUUAAAUGUUAAGAAGUAAAAUAAUGAAAGACACAUUGAUUUAUUCAGUAAACAGUUUUUUAAAGAAUGUUUAUCUCAGCCAGUAGGCAAAUAUUUGGUGUAAUAAAUUGGUCUUUCAUCGUUGCAACUCCUUUAGAUGGUAAAGAUAUUCUUGUAAAUGUUUUUUCUGAUUGUAAUUAAUUUUUGAAAAUGUAGAAAACUCAUUUAUUCCUUGUAAGUAUUCAGGAUGCCUGCUUUUUUACGCAGUGUGGAAAGAAUGUAAAAUGUUUUAAUAUAUUCUUUGUUAAUCUGAGAACUUGUUAUUGAAUCCUUUUAUGUGAGGUAAGGAGGGAGUAACAUAAAAGUGUUUUUAUCAGAGUAAGCAAUGGAGGUAACAAAUAUUGUGCAUUUUAUAGUAAUAUUUCAAGAUUAAUAGAAUAUUCAUGCUUAAGACUAGUUAGUAUGCAUUUAUGAUUUUACCAAAAUAUUCAACUAGCAGUUCAGUAAUGGAUGUUUUUGGCAUUUGUGGGGAGAUGUAUGUGUUCCUGUUUCUGUUUGGAAUGGGUCAUAUAGCCUUCUCUCUGUAAAAAUGUGUCCAAMACUUAAUUGGUUAUCACCUAAAUCCACACAAAGCCCCUAUUGGUGCUAAUGAGAGUAGCAGCUCUGGGGCAAGAAUGGAAUGUGCCCUUCCCUGGAGUCCUGGGUGGCUGUGUCUCCUGCCUGGCUGAAUAGUCAGGGUGUGGAAGAGACAGAACAGACUUGAAGUUGGCCUUUGUUCCCUCAGAUUGGGUUCUUGGGUGCAUACACACCUGUGCAACUAUAAUUCAGAACUACAAAAAGAAAACAAUUUUAAUUUUCUUAUAUAUAAAUAAUUAGGUGUCACUCCUAACAGAUUUCUUGAUAAAUUUCAUUCAAUUAACUAUUGGAAUAUUACAAGUCAGUUUGUCGGUUUCUGAUAUCUCAUUGGUGUUUUUUUUUUUAUAAACAUUGAUUUAAAUAAUGAUAAUACACAUUCUUUAAUAAGUUCAAACACUGGCUACUAAGCUUUUUAAAGUUUUAGAAAUACAUUUUCCUCUUGUGGCUCUAGCACUUUAAGAAGUUUGAUGUUUGCGUGAUUUCGAAUGGGCUCUUUCAGUGUUUACCAGGGAGUGCUGCAACCUAGGGCAUUUCCAUAUGACAGGAGGAAACUCAGUGUUUAGAUUCUGGAGGAGAAAGAGUGAACAUCAGGUAUUUCAAAAAUUCCUUUCAGAGACAGGCUUUGGGGAACCAAAGCAUUUUACUGUAAAUCUUUACAAUAAUUGAAUCAGAAUUCUUUAGUCAUUUGUUUGUACUAUCUGAACUUCCAUAGUUAUUCUUGGUUAAUACUAAUUCUCAAAAGGUGGAUAAUUUGUUACUGAAAAAUACAAAACUGUCUCACAGUUUGCAUUGAAUAUAUGCUUAUUGUUUAAAGAAAAAUGAAUGAGUGGUUUUGUAAUAUGUUUUUGUCGUUAGGCUUUGGAGUAAAUCACUUUUUUUAGGAAUAAGCUUUUUUGGACUGAAAAUUCAUAGUAAAAUAGAAUAUCUAAUGUUAAUCCAUUGCUUACUUGUACCUAAUUCUAUUGUCUGUUCACUUUGCUUAAAUCUUAACUAAGAAUGAUUGGAGUCAAUAAAUUUGUACUGUA
Messenger RNA from Urocitellus parryii (Arctic ground squirrel), 7357 nucleotides. RefSeq names its product zinc finger and BTB domain containing 21 (gene Zbtb21). Gene Ontology annotation, cellular component: nucleus. Gene Ontology annotation, biological process: regulation of transcription by RNA polymerase II; negative regulation of DNA-templated transcription. The record is from RefSeq and is a predicted model, not a curated record. Gene Ontology annotation, molecular function: DNA-binding transcription factor activity, RNA polymerase II-specific; protein binding. NCBI's taxonomy places the organism in Eukaryota, Metazoa, Chordata, Mammalia, Rodentia, Sciuridae.